AUGCCAGCAGGCGAAAAAGGGAGGAAAAACCGGCCGGCAGAUCUUUCUAACGAGGACGAUGCCUACGAGGCUAUCUUUGGAGGCGAGUUUGGCUCCUUGGAGAUUGGAGGAUACAUUGGACGCGAUGAUGAAUCAGAGACGAAGCAUUUAUCGGAUGCGAUCGAUUUUGAGGACGAGGACGAGUUGGCGGAUGAAGAACUACCAGACGAAGAAAUGAGAGAGGAUGAAAGCGAGGCAGCAAGGCGGCUCGAGGGUGGAGCUGGACACAUGGGAGGUCACGUUGGCGAUUUCAUGGGCCAUGAGGGGUCUGGAGGCGAUUAUGAUGGCGGAAACAAUGCGUUGUUCAUGGGAAUGGACGGUAACAACGGAGUUUUGAUGGAGAGGAAUCACUCAUUCGCGGUUUACCGGGUACCGCCCAACCAGGAGGAGCAACGGAAGGCAUACCAGCAGCAGCAACUCUUGAAAGAAGCGGAGAGGAAAACCAGAGAAGAUAAGCUUCUGCUGAAAAGUUAUUUUCCUAAUUUCAAGAAGGGUAAAGUACUGAAAUGGAAUAGUCUGCUCUAUAAGAGGCCUGGAAAAUAUCACUGGGCGGCUGAGUACAGUCCAGCUAGAAAGAAUUUGGAACCUCUGAUGCCGCUAAAUCUGAGGCUGCAGGUUCAGCCGGAUGGAAAAAAAUUAUUCAAUACCAAGGAAAGCACAUGGACAUCCUCAUCGCUGCCGAGCCUUGCUAGUAUGCAAAACAAGCGUCACUCACAUGGCAUCAUUGUUGUCACCCUGGAUGAGCUAGAUCCGGAAGAAGUGCAUGAACACGAAGAGAACCGUCAUACACGCAAAAUUUCAGAAGAACUGCUGAUUGCAACUGAUGACUGGGACCAGGAACGAAUAAUUAAUGAGGGGGCUGUGUCGUCAAAGAAUCAGUCCGAUUUUGCUAGGAAUUCCCUCAAGGAGGAUGAGAAAGACUGGGACUGGAAUGAGGAUGAUUUGGUCGAUGCGAAGCUCGAUAAUAAUCAAGCCAGGCUAGACAUGAAUGAUGAACAAUUAUUGCUUAUCAAGGGAUCUGGAUACAGAAAGAGUGAGGAGCAUGUAGCAGACUUGCUCCCGCUAAACGAGAAAGGCAUUAUGCAGAAGUUCAACAAUUCUAACGAUGAUGAAUAUAAUGUGUUGGGACGUAAUCAUCAGACGAAAGUUCGUGCCACCAUUUCCAACCUUAAUAUCGACCAUUCUCAACCUGCCAUACGGCUCCAAUCACCUUACUAUAAGGUCAACAUGCCGAAGAAGGAGCUGCGAUAUUUCCACCGGCCGAACUUUGGUAAGAGCAUCAGACCAGGUACCAAUAUUGUGUUCAGCAAAUUAAAAGUUCGGAAAAGAAAACGGGACAAAGGCAAGGAAGUUAAGGAGUCAUUUGCAUCUACUCAGGAUCUGACUAUUGGUGAUACAGCUCCUGUUUUUCUUAUGGAGUAUUCGGAACAGAAUCCUAUCGCACUUUCGAAGUUUGGAAUGGCUAACAAACUAAUUAACUACUAUAGAAAAAUGAAUGAACAGGAUGCAUCACGCCCCAAGCUACCAGUUGGGGAGACUUAUGUGUUAGGUAUCCAAGAUAAGUCGCCAUUUUGGAACUUCGGCUUUGUCGAACCCGGCCAUAUUGUCCCUACUCUAUACAACAACAUGAUUCGAGCUCCAGUUUUCAAACAUGAUGUAUCGGGGACAGAUUUUUUACUGGUAAGAAGCUCUGGUAAUGGAGUGAGCAAUCGCUUCUACCUCCGAUCUAUCAACCAUCUAUUUGUAGUAGGUCAAACUUUCCCCGUUGAAGAAAUUCCAGGUCCUAACUCAAGAAGGGUUACAUCGAUGAGAACAACAAGGUUACGCAUGGUGGUUUAUCGCAUAUUGAAUCGAACUCCAUCGCAGGCUAUCUCAAUAGAACCGAUUGCCAGACAUUUUCCAGAUCAGGAUUAUGGGCAGAACAGACAGAAGAUCAAGGAAUUCAUGAAGUAUCAGCGUGAAGGGGCAGACAAGGGAUUAUGGAAAUUGAAAGAAGGGGAACCACUAUUAGAUAAUGAGAGCGCCAAGAAACUCAUUACUCCUGAACAGGUGUCCGAGGUGGAGUCAAUGAAUCAAGGUUUACAAUUUCAGGAAGAUAAUGAGUUCUUUAAUUUUGACGAGAAGCUCUUGAAGUUGGAGGAGAAUUUGCUCCCUUGGAACGCUGCCAAGAAUUUUGUUAACGCAACACAAAUGCGUGCGAUGAUACAAAUACAUGGUGCCGGCGAUCCUACUGGUUGUGGCGAAGGCUUCUCUUUCCUGAAGACUUCAAUGAAAGGGGGGUUUCUGAAAUCCGGGAUGGAUAAUGGUAAAUCUCAAAGUUCGAGUGGACACAGUUAUAAUGUUGCAGAGCAGCAAAAGGCUUAUGAGGAGGAAAUAAGCAAGACUUGGUAUACUCACGCUAAAAGCUUGAGCAUUAUCAACCCAUUCGAGGAAAUGGAUGACCCUGACGAAGUUAAUUCGACGAACCGCCAUGUGUUAACCAGUAGGACUGACGGAAAGGUCUUAAGGAUAGUGCGCAAGAAGAGAGAUGAAAACGGUAUAAUCCAGAGACAGACGCUUGUUGUGCGCGACCCUCGGGUUAUAAAAGGAUAUCUGAAGAGCAAAGAAAAGAGGCGUGAGGCUAACUUGAACGUUGAGAAGUUGCUCGAGGAGGAAACGACUGUUCAAAACGUAGAAGACAUCGAAAUGCAGAAGAAACUGCUGCAGAGUGAGUUAGCCAGUUUGGAGAAGUCACAGCAAAGAAGAGCCGCUCGCCAGGUCUCCAAAACGAAAUCUCAGGACAAUAAAGUGACCAAAACUAAGAAUACCACCAGGCGUUGCGCAAGAUGCGGGCAGGUCGGUCACAUCAGGACAAAGAAAUCGUGUCCUAUGUACGACGGUAGCCUUGGCACUUCCCAAGGAAGCGGCGUGGGUGAGAGCGGUGCGGCUAACCUGUCUGCAGCUGAAGCACCAGCCGCUUCGCCAAUUACAAAUUAG
Molecule: messenger RNA, 3015 nt
Organism: Torulaspora globosa
Lineage: Eukaryota; Fungi; Ascomycota; Saccharomycetes; Saccharomycetales; Saccharomycetaceae
Gene: TAF1
Product: histone acetyltransferase
Exons: 1
Coding region: 1-3015 (1004 amino acids)
Biological process (GO): RNA polymerase II preinitiation complex assembly; transcription by RNA polymerase II
Cellular component (GO): transcription factor TFIID complex
Molecular function (GO): RNA polymerase II general transcription initiation factor binding; TBP-class protein binding; RNA polymerase II general transcription initiation factor activity
Source: RefSeq, a predicted model, not a curated record